This is a messenger RNA of Verticillium nonalfalfae, 2448 nucleotides long. RefSeq lists its product as uncharacterized. Gene Ontology annotation, cellular component: early endosome; Golgi apparatus; membrane. The record is from RefSeq and is a predicted model, not a curated record. Gene Ontology annotation, molecular function: voltage-gated chloride channel activity. Bases 1 to 2448 code for a protein of 815 amino acids. Lineage: Eukaryota; Fungi; Ascomycota; Sordariomycetes; Glomerellales; Plectosphaerellaceae. The transcript is spliced from 5 exons. Gene Ontology annotation, biological process: chloride transport; transmembrane transport.
AUGGCAGACAGGCAGAAGCACCUCUCUGCACCCGUGUCGCCAGCACACAGCCGACGCCCGUCCCGUCUCGAUCUUAGCAGCAGCAACGAGCACCCAGACGAACGAUCACCCUUGUUGCAACGGUCGCGAUCCCACAUUCGCAUACACAACAGCCAUGAUACAUCAAACCUCAAGACUCCUGGGCUCUCGAGGAGAAACAGUGGACAUGAUGCUCACCGUCUCAAGGCAUUACGCAGCCGUAAAGACUUUCGUGGCCGCGUUCAUGCCUUCUUCGACGCGUCCCAGGGCUGGCUCCUCAGCUUUGUGUGUGGAGUCAUUAUCGCCCUCAUCGCCUAUACCAUCACAGUUUGCGAAACUACCUUGUUCGACUGGAAAGAUGGGUAUUGCACCAGAGCUUGGUACAACAAUGAAAAGAAAUGCUGCCCUACAGGUAGCUGUGACGACUGGCGCCUGUGGUCCGAAGUCCUCGAAUCAAAUCCCGUCGGGGGCGUGACCGAAUAUGUGGUUUACUUCAUUUUGGUCAUUGCGUUAGCAUGCACGGCAUGCGCUCUGACAUUGACCACAAAAACCGUUGUCCCUUCCGCAUAUAGGAUGACAACAUUCGACGAGAACCUCGCUGCUGAGCUUCUUCCUGCGCUUUCCGACGACGAGAACCAGAGCGACGAGAACAUCAGCCCCUCGCAGCCGGUUGAGGAACCAGGGGCGCCACCCAUGAUCUACUACUCGGCCGCGGGCAGCGGCGUGGCCGAAGUCCGCGUGAUCUUGAGUGGCUUUGUCUUGCACGGUUUCCUCGGUCUCCGAACUUUGGUCAUCAAAUCUGUGGCUUUGGUUCUCAGCGUCGGUUCCGGUCUCAGUCUCGGAAAAGAAGGCCCCUACGUCCACAUUGCUACGUGUGUGGGCAACAUUGCCUGCCGCAUGUUCUCCAAGUACGAUUCGAACGAUGCGAAGCGUCGAGAGAUUCUAUCAGCCACGGCGGCCGCCGGCGUAGCUGUCGCCUUUGGUGCACCCCUCGGCGGUGUGCUCUUUGGCCUCGAGGAAGUGUCCUACUUCUUUCCAGCCAAGACGCUCUUCAGGACCUUCUUUUGCUGCAUGGUCGCUGCCCUGACACUCAAGUUCCUGAAUCCCUACGGCACGCAGAAGAUUGUCCUGUUCCAGGUGCGCUACAUCAUCGACUGGGCUUAUUUUGAGUUGGCCACGUUCGUCGUAGUCGGUAUGCUGGGCGGUGCCGCCGGCGCGCUCUUCAUCAAAGCAUCCAAACACUGGGCCCAGAGCUUCAGGCGCAUCAAGGUCAUCAAGGCGUACCCGAUGCUGGAAGUGCUGUUGGUGGCCAUCGCAACCGCUCUUCUCAGUUACUGGAACGUCUUCACGAGACUCCCUGUCGCUAAACUCCUUCUCAACCUUGCAUCGCCUUGUAACGACAAGGAUACAGACCGGGACGACCUCGGCUUGUGCCCUUCGGAAAUUAGCGAGAUCCCUCCCAUCCUUAUGAGCUUGCUCGUUGCAUUCCUCAUCAAGGGUCUGCUCACCACUGUCACCUUUGGCAUUAAAGUACCUGCGGGAAUCUACGUCCCAUCCAUGGUGGUGGGAGGUCUCAUGGGCCGUAUGGUAGGCCACAUUGUGCAAUGGACCGUCAUGCGGUUCCCCCACUUUGGGCUCUGGAGCGACUGUGCAGCGACUGUGCCAGGCACCUGCAUCCAGCCCGGUGCUUACGGCUUGAUCGCGGCCGGUUCCACCAUGUGCGGCGUGACUCGGCUGUCAGUAACUCUGGCCGUCAUCUUGUUCGAGCUCACCGGAAGCCUGGACUAUGUCUUGCCGUUCUCGCUGGCCAUUCUCGUGGCAAAGUGGACGGCGGACGCCAUCGAGCCUGAAAGCAUAUACGAUCUCUUGACAAACAUGAACUCGUACCCAUUCCUGGACAACAAGCACAAGCCCACGUUCACGUCGGAUCUGGCCGACAUUGUGCCCCGAGUGCGUCGGGAGCGUGUCAUCAACGUGACGAGCUCGCCCUUGGUGCCGGCCACUAGUCUCCGGACGAAGCUGGAAAUUCUGCACCGCGCAGGCGAGUUGGACGGCGGUCUGCCGAUUAUUCGUGACGACGUGCUGGUGGGGCUCAUCCCGGCGCCGGACCUCGAGUACGCCCUCGAUAACCUCGAGGACGAAGAGAGCACGCUGUGUCUCAUGGCGCACGCGAGGCCGCACGGCGACUCGAUUGAGGAUUCAGGAGGUGAGGAAGACGUGGACCCGACCGAUUUGACACCGUUCAUCGAUGCGGCGCCCGUGGCGCUCGAUAUUCGGUCGCCGAUGGACCUGGUCUACGAGUGCUUCGUCAAGCUCGGACUGCGCUAUAUCUGCGUGCUGCGCGACGGGCGGUACGCGGGUUUGGUGCACAAGAAGAGCUUUGUGAAGUACAUACGGGAGCUCGAGGAGAAGGAGAGGCACGGUGGCUGA